AUGAAGCUUUACCUAAAUGAACGUCCACGGGCAUUCAUAGUCGUGUCUGGGAAUAUGGCAUUGGUGCUUCGACAUCCCUUCCCAAAAUACGUGAACAAAUCAUAUCGCAAUCAACGUGAUAACACUCCAGCUGACCCCAAUCACAUUGACUCCAACGUAUCGAAGGUAAUUGUCGAGUUCGUCAAUCGAGAGUUCAUUGAUCUUUCCAAAUAUAAGGAUAUUACUCCCCGAAAUGGUAAGCUCCUUGGGUUCUUGGGUUUGUUGAACAUUAAGAAGCAUGUGUUCAUUGGGUUCAUCACUCAGGAGAAGUUUGUUGCACUGCCAGUUCUUGAUGAACACGUCAAUCAAAUCCAAGGGGUGGAGUUCUUUUGCCUCAAUUCAGAUGCCUUUGACCACGAAAACUUCAAUAUGAUUCAUCAAGAUGAAUUCGGACAACCCAUACAACCCCAAUACCGAGACAAGGCUGGGAGUGUACGAAAGUUGCUCAGUGAUGGCUCAUUCUACUAUUCCCGUCAGUUUGAUAUUACCCUGAAUUUACAAGAACGAGGUAUCGAUGCUAAACCAUCUUUCACACUAUACGCCGACACUGCUAAUUGCCGGAAUUUUUGGUGGAACAAAUUCAUGAAUCGCGAGCUUGUAGAGUUUCGCAACAAGUUAAGUUCGGACGAACAGCAUCUAUUCGACCUGCUAGGUUUUUUGGUGACCGUAACAAGGGGUUAUGCACGUUCACUCAAUACAGUGAUAGGUGAUCAGCAAGCUCUCAUCACAUUAAUAUCUAAACAGGGUUGCUCAAAGAAAGGUCCAAUUUUUGGUUCCUGGGGUUGUGAUGAUGAUGGCAAUGUUGCCAACUAUUUGGAGAGUGAAAUUAUUGUAUACACCGAGAAGUUCAUACUAGCAUGGGUUGUUAUCAGGGGGAAUGUGCCAUUAUUUUACCUGAUCGAAACAAGCACUAUGAAACGAAACUUGAUCACCACGCAGCGAAUCAAGAAACUCAACUUAGAUCGCCUGUUUGACGUUUGCCACCAUGCCUGUCUGCGUCACUUUGAAAAGUUGAGCAAUACUUUUGGAGAGGUUCACGUGCUCAAUGUUAUCUCCCCAAGUACGCAAAAGUCCUAUAAACUAGAAUUGCGUGAUGAAUUUAAACAACAUGUUGGGUACCUCAAUCACGAUAAACUUCGUGAGUUUGGUGCGGCCACAGAGUUGACUAAGCAAGGAUCAACAGACAUAGAGGUGGAUGCUCUUAAAACCCAUGCACCUUAUGUGGUGAAUUACACAGAAAUACCGGUGUCGUCUUCGAUUAUUCGAAAGUAUGGUUACUCAACAAGUACGCCUUUUGAGUUGGUUCCACUUUUUGAACGUGACAUGAUUGACUUUGGAGCCUUAUUCUAUAGUCAACCAUCACAAGAAUUCAUAGGGAAGCAAUUAGGUGUGUUUCGUGUGACUUCAUACAACUCCAUGGAUAAGUCGAACUUCGUGGAGAAGAUGCUAGGUCAAUCCGUCCUAGAACUCGCGUUUGAAGAUUUGGGUAUCACAAUUGAUCUGGACAUCUUGAUUAAACAUGCUCAGUUGUGGCAGGAACACAAUGAGUACAUCGACAAAAUUAUAACAAGUUUCUCGCUGGGAACGGACAAAAUUCAUCACCAGAGCCACAAACAUAUACUGUCCGUUAAGUCCCAUUUCAAGAAAAAGUUACCAAUAAGCACCAAGACAAUGAGCUCCAAUGAGUUAGCAAUGUUGAAACUAUUGGGGCGACUACAAGAACAAGUAACGGUUACAUUACAUAACCCGAUUCAUGACUAUGUUGACAAAGAAUUAAAAAGGUAUCAAUCGCGCUACAGUUAUUACAAGGAUAUCUAUUUGUUUUGCUCAACAUUUAAUGUCAAUGGGACAUGUUAUGAUGGACCACUUGAUGAAUGGUUAUUUCCACCCAAAUACCAUAUUGAUCGUAGCUACGAUAUCGUGUUCAUUGGUAUUCAGGAAAUCAUUGAAUUGAGUGCAGGUAAGAUGGUGAACGUGGAUGCUCGCAACAAAAGGUUCUGGGAAAAACACAUAAAGAAAACUCUUGACAAGUGCAAUCCUGAGAACUGCACAUAUGUGUCGCUUUGGUCGGGGCAAAUGGGUGGGAUUGCGUUGUUUCUUUUUGUCAAGAAUUCAGAAGUUAAAAACAUUCACAAUGUGGAGGGAUGUUUCAAGAAAACUGGUCUUGGAGGCAUGAGCGCAAAUAAAGGCGGCGUUGGCAUCUCCUUCAAUUUUUCGAACACACAUGUAUGCUUUGUGAGUGCACAUUUGGCUGCAGGACAUAGUAAUGUCGUUGAAAGACAUCACAACUAUAAGACAUUAGCAAAGGGGAUCCAAUUCUCAAAGAAUCGCAAAGUUCGAGAUCAUGACGUUGUUGUUUGGUUAGGAGACUUCAACUACAGAAUCAACUUGAGUAAUGAGGACACAAAGCGUCUCAUUAAAAAGAUGGAUUACUCUAAGUUGUUCGAGUUCGAUCAACUCAAUCAAGAAAUGGCCAAUGGUGAAAGUUUCCCAUUCUAUAACGAGAUGGAGAUAAAGUUUCCUCCCACAUAUAAAUUUGACAAUGGUACCAAUCGAUAUGAUACCAGUGAAAAAAAUCGGAUUCCAGCCUGGACGGAUAGAAUUGUGUCGCUUUCGAAAGAGUUGCGAGUAAAACAAUUGGCAUACGAUUGCGACCCCGAACUCAUGUUCAGUGAUCACAGACCUGUCUAUGCGUUGUUUAACCUUUCAGUCAAUGUCAUCAACGAAACGACAAAGAAAGCAAUUUACAAGGAGCUUCUCGACAGUUUCCGUCAAAAGCAUGGGGGUAUCGAAGACAUUUUGACUGAUACCAAUAUGAUGUAUCUUUUCGAGGACUCGUUACCUCCCCCUUCCUCUGAAAAAACGAAAUGGUGGCUUGAAGGACAUAAAGCCGUCAAGAUUGUUAUACCUGAGUUGCAAAAUCCUAACAUGGUGAUGAAUCCAUCGCACCCAAUUAACCCUUUCGAGGCUGCGGUAGAGCCGGAAUUUAUAGAUAAGUUUUUACUUUAA
This is a messenger RNA of Diutina rugosa, 3048 nucleotides long. RefSeq names its product phosphoinositide 5-phosphatase (gene INP51). Gene Ontology annotation, cellular component: membrane; cytoplasm. NCBI's taxonomy places the organism in Eukaryota, Fungi, Ascomycota, Pichiomycetes, Serinales, Debaryomycetaceae. Bases 1 to 3048 code for a protein of 1015 amino acids. The transcript has a single exon. The record is from RefSeq and is a predicted model, not a curated record. Gene Ontology annotation, biological process: phosphatidylinositol dephosphorylation. Gene Ontology annotation, molecular function: phosphatidylinositol-4,5-bisphosphate 5-phosphatase activity; phosphatidylinositol-3,5-bisphosphate 5-phosphatase activity.